CACUCCACUUCAUCUCGCUGCCAUGCACGGACGCGACGCUGUCAUAAAAAUGCUUGUCUCUGAGUAUGAAGCGGAUAUAAACUGUCGUGACUUCAGUGGCAAGAAACCGAAACAAGUGGCCAGAGUCGAAAACCUGACGAUUGAAGCACAAGCGCUCCUAGAGGAUCAAUUCCGAAAUUAUUCAGAUACAUCAUCUGAGUCAUCAGGCUACGGCUCGCUCAGUAAAUACGGCUCCCUAAACUCCAAUCCGGGAGUGGUGAUGUCCAGUCACCACAGCAACAGCGAGAAGGGCAGUGGUAAAAACGAAGUGUCCGAUGAUAAAUCCAGGUCAAGAUCGUCGUCCAUAGGUAAAUUUUUGAUGAAAAAGAGACAGAAGCAGAAAGAACGCGCACCAGUGCCGCACUUUCCUCCAAGUAGCACCAGUGCCGGAUUAUUGAUAAGCACCCCAUUAUCAGUUGAAUCUGGGUCGUUUGAAGGGAGCCCUGGACUCAUAUCUCAGCGAACCUACUCAGACUCUAACCUCCUCAAGUCGACUGGUGUUUAGCAUCCACAUAAACGAUCACAGCAAAGAAGACUUGUUCCACGAACUGCACUUAUUUUCCUGUAAGAAGCCAUGCCCUGUUGGAGUCACACUUGUUACCUCAACGCUCUUACUCUAGAAAUUAGUCAUAAAACCUUCCUGCAGGAAAGGAUUGAGAUUCGAGAAAAUUAGGAAAGAUAGGAUGCUAUUUUGUUAGAAGUCCAAACUCUCCUACCAAAGUAGAAGAAAGUGUAUAGUAGCUAGAAGAGAAUGCUCGACUAAAGAUCAGCCAUCUCACCGUUACUUACUGUGUGGGACUGAAAAUAUACGAGAAUACAAUGCUAAGAGCUAAAUUGGCCAACUUAGUUUUUAUUUACGUCGUGUGCACGGUUGUCUUUUGUGCUGUCUUUGUAAAAAGAGACGAUGUUUUCAUUAUUUUAUAAUGUUUAUAUUUAUGUUGGCCCAGGUUUUCAAAGUACAGCCAUCUCUGUACGGCACGUUUACAUAAGGAACCUUUCCCACAGCCGGCAGAACUUACAUUCAUCUGCCUAAAUUUUUAAGUAAAACGUUCCAAUUUGGCUACAUUACUUUAUAACCCAGUGUGCUAAAUUAAGGUGAUUCCUCAGUUUUGCACCGCGCAUCCUGUAUUGCACAUAAAAAUCACGUCAUUAGGGGAAUGAGCGCGCGCGCAUUCCGAGAAUACGGUAUUGUUUUUCAAUCCAUGGACCGAUAAAAAGGUACGAUGGUCUUUCGUUCUUAAAAGAGCACAGUGACAUAUAUAUAUUCUUUUGCAUAAUUUUGGCGUACAAUUUAUCCCCCUUAAAUUGAGAAAAUUAUGAUCUUGAAAGGAAUGACCUGAGGAACAUUAAGUCGGUGUUAUUUGAAUUUGCGUGAUUUUCCCAAAUGAUAUAUCAAAUUAUUCCAUACGCUCGAGACUUUCUACCUAUCAAGUUUUUCAAGUGUUUCUUUAAAUACCCUUGCUUCUAGCUGCAGUAAAAUGUACUGUGAACCGAUGAAAUGACGCGCGUGAUUAGUGCUAGUACAGGCAUAAAUGGGGUAAGUUUGGCCCAAUAUGUCUCGUAAACAAGCAGGGUGACGUAUCUUUUUUAUUGUAUUUUUCGAACAGACAAUGGUAGGGAACAUUUUAGGAUAAUUAAAAAAUUGUUCGAUAACUUUUUUUUCUGAGGAAUCACCUUAAGUCUGAGUGGAGACUUUGUGCAGAUAAAAAGACGUUAUUUACAUUUUUAACCUCGCCGCCCCCCUCACUCCCCUUCUUUUACUGAUCCUCCCCUCCCUUGUUUUUCUUCUGUUAAUCUCCACGUUUUACUAAAUUCAACUGAAUCCUAUUGAAUUCUUGUUUUGAUUAAAAUUUGUAGAUAAGAUGUUGCUACAUGCAUUAAAAAGGUUUUUU
Messenger RNA from Pocillopora verrucosa, 1931 nucleotides. Its product is annotated as ankyrin repeat domain-containing protein SOWAHC. Lineage: Eukaryota; Metazoa; Cnidaria; Anthozoa; Scleractinia; Pocilloporidae. The record is from RefSeq and is a predicted model, not a curated record.